This is a messenger RNA of Morchella sextelata, 1260 nucleotides long. RefSeq lists its product as uncharacterized. The transcript is spliced from 5 exons. Lineage: Eukaryota; Fungi; Ascomycota; Pezizomycetes; Pezizales; Morchellaceae. Gene Ontology annotation, molecular function: oxidoreductase activity; FMN binding. The coding region runs from base 1 to 1260 and encodes 419 amino acids. The record is from RefSeq and is a predicted model, not a curated record.
AUGUCGGACGAGGAAAACCAGUGGAAAGACCGCUCAACGCCUCACUGGCACCUAUACCAGCGCCAAAACCUCAUCAACGCCGCGAACGGCCAACUUCCGCCUUUCAACACCGACCCCACAAAGCUCGAGCGCGAAGCCCGCGCCAAACUCUCCCAAAACGGCUGGUUCUACGCCUCCUCCAACGCCGGCCAAUCCCACACGCACCACGCCAACCGGGCCGCCUUCGCGCGCCACCGCAUCCUGCCGCGCACCCUGGUCGGCACGAACCGGCGCGAGACGCGCACCGAGAUCUUUGGGAGGAGCAUCCCGGCGCCGAUAUGCUUUGCGCCCAUCGGCAUCAACGAGAUCUACCAUGCGCAGGCGGAGCUGGCGGUUGCGCGGGUGGCGGGCAGGUUGGGGCUGCCGUAUUGCCUGAGUACGGCGGGGAGCAGGCCGGUUGAGAGUGUGGGCGAGGCGAAUGGAGAGGAGGGGGUCAGGUGGUUUCAGCUGUAUAUGCCGCAUGAUGACGAGUUGACGAUGAGUCUGUUGAAGAGGGCGUGGGGUGCGGGGUUCGAUGUGCUUAUACUCACUACUGAUACCUGGCAGUUGGGCUGGCGGCAUGACGAUAUUGCGACGGGGAAUUAUGCGUUUUAUCAUGGCCGUGGAGCCUCCUUGGGGUUUACAGACCCAGUAUUCCAGCGUCGCCUGAAGGAGGCCGGCAUAGACCCUGAAACAGACCCCAAGGCCGCCGCCCAGAAGUGGAUCGACACAAUCUGGCACGGCCGUUCGCACAACUGGGAGAAAGUCAAGUGGGUCCUGCAGCAAUGGAAGACGCUCACCAACGGCAAGCCAUUCGUGAUCAAAGGCAUCCAGGACGCCCGCGACGCCGAGAUGGCGGUGGAAGUGGGCUGCGACGGCGUUGUCGUGUCGAACCAUGCUGGGAGACAGAUCGAUGGCGCUGUUGCAAGCCUGGAUGCGCUGGAGGGGGUUGUCGCUGCGGUGGGCGGCAGGACGACGGUGCUAUUUGAUUCGGGGGUACGCUCGGGGAGCGAUGUGUUUAAGGCGCUGGCGCUGGGGGCGAAGGCGGUGCUAGUGGGGAGGUUGUGGGUGUGGGGGUUGUCGAUACAGGGGGAGGUGGGGGUGGAGCAUGUGAUGAGGAGUUUGCUGGCGGAGUUUGAUUUGACGAUGGAGUUGGCGGGGUGUAAUAGGAUUGAGGAUAUUCGGAGGGAUCGUGUGAGGACGGUGGAGGAGAUGGACGGGAAACAAAAAGCGAAGUUGUAG